ACGGUUUAAUUAGACAUAAUGAAAGCUUAAUGUACUGGUAAACGCCAGCGGGGGCCAGGGAUGAGCUACGGAGCCCCAAUCCGCGGUGGCUCCACGCUACGUUGCGUCUUCCCUAAAACUUGUGCUCCAAAUCCCGCAAUAUGCCUCCGCUGCCCGCCUGGUUUCCAUAUCUCCGGGGAGGUUAAUGCUUCACGUCUGGCAUUUGGUUGGGUUCAUUGGUUGGCCAGCGGCCGCCGCUGGAGCUGUAAGGGCUGCGGCCGGCGGUCGCUCCAGUCUGUCCGCCAACGGGAGUCCUUACAUGCGCCCUGCGGGUCAAGCUUUUUACCAUCUUUAGGAGGGAAAGCUGUAAAUUUCAACUGGGUGCCUGACGUCAGGCUGCGAGCCGGUUAAAAGGAGUCUUGGAGCCGCCGAUCAGCACAGCCCAGCCCAGAGCUGGCAGGGGAAACGCAGCCAUGCACUGUGGCCGGUAAAGGUUGGAGGAGCCUGCGCAAACACAGCCUACUGGAUGUGCUCGAAAGAUGCUUCGCAGAGCCGGCCGAAUAAGCAGUGGGACGGAGGAUGAUAACGCCGAUUCGGGAGCAGAAAGUGCCGAGUCUGACUGCAGUAAAAUGUCUUCAGUCGGCAGUGACAUGCUGCCUGAACCAGACGGGGACCCCCCCCUUAUGGCCAUGCACAUUUUGGCCAACCCUGGGGACUCCCUGCUCCUUCAGCACACCCUGGACAGGCUGCUUGGGUGGCUGAGUCCCAGCUCCCGCUUCUUCCACGUGUCAGAGCGAGCCUGCCCCCUCCGCGACCCCCCCGGCCCGGCGGCGGGCUGGCCCUCGCUGGCCGUCACCCUCUUCCUCCACGAGUCUCACGGGGAACAACGCAUCCUGAGGGUCCUGGACUUCCUGCAGCGGCCGCCGUGGCGGUACCACCACACUGAGGGCUGCCGCGGUCAGGGCGCCACCACGCGGCCCUACCUCCUGCCCAGCCGUGACUUCUACAGCCUGGGCCCCGGCAUGCCGGUGUGGGCAGUGCGCCCGGUGCACUGCGGUAGCGAGGCGCUACGUGUGACUCUCCACUGCGGCCAUGCCGACUUCGAGGACGCUGUGCGGUUCUACGAGAUGGUCCUGCGGCGGCGUGCCGAGGAGCCCAAACCCGGCUUCUGCUGGUUCUCCCUGCGCCUGCGGCCUGGCCUCCAGCUCCAGCUCGCCCUCAAGCAGCUGGCGCUCAGUGCGCGGCCGGAGCUCUGCCAUUCGGCCGUGCUGCAGUUCCAGGUGGACGAGAUCGGCCAGCUCGUCCCCCUACUGCCCAACCCCUGCACUCCCAUCAGCAUCACCCGCUGGCAGACUGAGGACCUUGACGGCAACAAGAUCCUCUUCCAAGUGAAGGGGAAUUUCCACGCGGCCGCCUCUACCCCAGUCUUCAGGGCUCUGCAGCAUAGCGCUGGCCUGCCCUGCCUUCAGGCCCGCUCCCCGUCCACCCUGGACGCCCGGCUGAAGGAGCAGGGGCCCGGCCGCCCCAUGGGGGGCACGGGGCGGGACAGCUGCUGCAGCACCCCAGCCAGCAGCUCCUGUUACUCCUCCCAGCGCAGCAGCCCCACGGCCCCGCCAGGCCUCCUGCUUGAGGAGACUGAUGUGGACACGGGCUGCUCUGUAGCGCCCCCUAUAGGUGGCGUCCUGGAUACCUUUGGCAGGGAGCUGUGUGUGUAUCUGCCGCCUGGCAAGGCCUCGUCUCUGAGCUCCCCGGGGCCCAGGAGCACCGGACUGCACUCUGGCCCCACCGGCUCCCCUCCCAGCCUGACUGUCCCUGGACGAGAGUCGCCAGCAGCUCUGGACCAGGCCCUGGCCUGUGGACACAAGCCUCAGGAGGAGGAGUUUUUCAUCUGACGGGAACCCCACGAUCUGCUGUGGCCUGCUGAUUGGACUUAGGACUUUAUCCUAUUUUUUUAAUUGUCUAUACAGGUUGUUGACUUUGAUUGUUCUGAGAAUAUGUGGCCGUGACUGCAGUGUCUGGCCGUGUGAGUGUAUGACAGUUUCUGCUCCUGAAGAAGAUUGUGAUAAAAAGUUAAACACCAAAUAAUAUGAGUUGAUGAGAGGGUAUACUAUGCAUUUCAUAGUUAGAGCUG
Paramormyrops kingsleyae is the source of this 2110-nucleotide messenger RNA. RefSeq names its product family with sequence similarity 124B (gene fam124b). The record is from RefSeq and is a predicted model, not a curated record. NCBI's taxonomy places the organism in Eukaryota, Metazoa, Chordata, Actinopteri, Osteoglossiformes, Mormyridae. Gene Ontology annotation, cellular component: nucleoplasm.